AUGUCACGCCCGGAAGACACGCUCGCGGCCGAUAUCCACUACGACGAUGUCGAAGCACGCAAGUACACCACCAGCUCCCGUAUCCAAAAUAUCCAAGCCUCCAUGACGAGGCGGGCUCUCGAGCUACUCGACCUCAAAUCACCGAGCUUGAUCCUCGAUGUUGGGUGUGGAAGCGGGCUGUCAGGCGAGAUUCUGUCGGGGGUUCUGGAAGAUGAGGGGGGGCCGCAUGUGUGGGUAGGUAUGGAUGUCAGCGCUUCCAUGUUGGACGUGGCUCUCCAGCGUGAUGUGGAGGGUGACCUGUUUCUUGCCGACAUCGGGCAAGGCGUACCAUUUCGGGCUGGCACAUUCGACGCAGCCAUUAGCAUCAGCGCUAUCCAGUGGCUUUGCAAUGCCGAAAACAGCGAGACAUCGCCCGCCGGCCGGCUGUCGCGAUUCUUCAACGGUCUCUAUGCAUCACUGAAAAGGGGCGGCAUGGCUGUCUGCCAGUUCUACCCCAAGAACGACAUCCAGAAGCAAAUGAUCACAUCAGCCGCCGUCAAGGCCGGCUUCGGCGCUGGUCUCCUCGAGGAUGACCCGGAUACGAAGAACGUCAAAGUCUACCUCGUGUUGACGGUUGGAAGUAGCGCGGUUGCCAACAAGGGCGGCGACAUCACUGGCGUCGUGGAAGGAAUGGACAACGUAGAUGUGAUGGACCACCGGAAGAAGGCCAAAACUGGCAAGGGGGAUAUCAAGAAGGGCAGCAAGGCGUGGAUUAUCAAGAAGAAGGAACAGAUGGAGCGCAAGGGCAAGAUCGUCAAGUCCACGUCCAAGUUCACCGGGCGGAAGAGGCGGAUCCAGUUUUAG
Molecule: messenger RNA, 843 nt
Organism: Chaetomium globosum CBS 148.51
Lineage: Eukaryota; Fungi; Ascomycota; Sordariomycetes; Sordariales; Chaetomiaceae
Exons: 2
Coding region: 1-843 (280 amino acids)
Biological process (GO): rRNA (guanine-N7)-methylation
Cellular component (GO): nucleolus
Molecular function (GO): rRNA (guanine) methyltransferase activity
Source: RefSeq, a predicted model, not a curated record